This is a messenger RNA of Linepithema humile (Argentine ant), 612 nucleotides long. It is a transcript of the gene Grx5, whose product is annotated as Glutaredoxin 5. Lineage: Eukaryota; Metazoa; Arthropoda; Insecta; Hymenoptera; Formicidae. The record is from RefSeq and is a predicted model, not a curated record. Gene Ontology annotation, cellular component: mitochondrial matrix.
GCUGCAAACAGCUGACGGCCAAGUAGUACAUGCAUAACCUCUGUUUAGGACAUGUUUCGUUUUUGAGCGAAAAAUUCAGAUUAUUUGCAAAGGUGUUUUUUAGUGAUAAAAAUUAAAACAUGUUUCGUUUUGGAGCAAGAUAUUCUUUUCAGAUUGCCAGAAAUUUCAGCACGAAGCUAAACGAAAUUGGCAACCUCGUUAAACAAAAUAAAGUAGUUGUCUUUAUGAAAGGUGUACCAGAGGAGCCACGAUGUGGAUUUAGCAAUGCUGUAGUUCAGAUAUUAAGAAUGCAUGGUGUUACUUAUGAUGCUCAUGAUGUUCUUCAAGACGAGGGGCUCAGACAAGGUAUAAAAGAUUUUUCUAAUUGGCCCACGAUACCUCAAGUAUUUAUAAAUGGUGACUUUGUCGGUGGGUGUGACAUACUCUUAGAAAUGCAUAAGAACGGUGAGCUCGUUGAGGAAUUGAAGAAAGCAGGAAUUACAAGCGCUCUUUUGGAAACAGAAGGAUCCUUACAAGAUAGUCCCAACAAAUCCAAAGAAUAAUCUGUUAUUAAUUAACUAUGUUGUAUCGAUAGUCACGUUUUGUUAUAAUAAAUUUUUUUGUUGGUAUUAA